AUGGUCGAACAUACCCUACGCCACCGCCGUUUCGGAACAUUUACUCGUAUCAAGGCCCUAUCGCAACCAGCGCCGCUAGCCCCGUGGAACUGGCGGAAAACGACCGGCCGUUCCUCUCGCUUUGCUCGUCUUGUCGACCAGGCCACUGAUGGCCCGAUGAACAUCAGCGCCAACGGUGUCGAUGCCAUUAACACGGACUGGGAGGAACAAGACAUACAUCGAAACAAGGACUUUGUCCGUUGGCCGACAAGGGUAUCUAUCAUUGACAAGACCGGCAAGCCUGGCAGUAAACCCGGCCGCCUUCUCCCCUCGGCCAAUCCAGCUAGGCAUGCAGCAAAUAUCCCGUCAUCGCAUAGAAGUGCCUGGGUUGCUAAGCCUUCUUCUGCACACCACUGGGCAGACCGUGCCGAAUUGCACCGGGCUCACUUAGUUGUGCAACCCUGGCAUACGGCACAAAAAGACGGCGGACAACAACUGAGGGUGCGGAACCCGGCCGGCUCCUCGCCCAGAUCCAGAAGCAGCUGA
This is a messenger RNA of Colletotrichum orchidophilum, 525 nucleotides long. RefSeq lists its product as uncharacterized. The transcript has 2 exons. NCBI's taxonomy places the organism in Eukaryota, Fungi, Ascomycota, Sordariomycetes, Glomerellales, Glomerellaceae. Bases 1 to 525 code for a protein of 174 amino acids. The record is from RefSeq and is a predicted model, not a curated record.